AUGAAUUAUUCAAGCUACUUCUUAGCAUCCUGCCUUUGUGUCGUUUUGGGUUAUGCCAGCUGUCUUUCUCAAGGCUUUAUAACAGGAGAACUAAGAAUUCUUAGGGAAUACUUUAAUGAAAGUACAUCUGAGGUAUCUGAUGAUGGGCCUCUUUUCUUAAACAUGAUGGACCGCUGGAAAGAGGAGAGUGACAAGAAUAUCCUAAUGAGUCAAAUUGUCACGGUUUAUUUCAAAAUCUUUGAAGCCUUCAAGAACAACAGCAGCAUUCAAAGCAGCCUGCAGAAAAUCAAAAUCGCAAUGCUCAACACAUUAUUCAACAGCAAUUCCAGCAAAGAGAAUGACUUUACAGCGGUCAUCAAUACCCAGGUGAAUGACCUCAAAGUCCAAAGGAAAGCUAUAUUUGAACUACCCCGUUUCAUGAAUGACCUCUCAGCCAAAAAUCAUGUAAGAAGGAGAAAAAGAAGACAGAACAGAAACCAAGGAGAACUUAAACAGUAG
Dromiciops gliroides (monito del monte) is the source of this 498-nucleotide messenger RNA. It is a transcript of the gene IFNG, whose product is annotated as interferon gamma. Gene Ontology annotation, cellular component: extracellular region. Lineage: Eukaryota; Metazoa; Chordata; Mammalia; Microbiotheria; Microbiotheriidae. The coding region runs from base 1 to 498 and encodes 165 amino acids. Gene Ontology annotation, molecular function: type II interferon receptor binding. The transcript has 4 exons. The record is from RefSeq and is a predicted model, not a curated record. Gene Ontology annotation, biological process: immune response.